UUAGAACAAACUUGCCGACAGUAGCAUGAUGGCGCAACACAGAAUUCAGAAGCAGCUGCUUUUUUCUUACAAAUUAGUUCUUGACAUUCUUCAUCUACAUAUUCAAGUUCCCAAUACCAGACAAGUUUCAUCUAUGGCAUGGCCGACCAAUAUACACGCAAGAAUGACAUCUACACAAACUUCAACACACAAAUUAUUUACUUACAAUUCAAAAAAUAACAUGUUUAGGGUUUUGAAAAACAUCUGGCUGUUGUGCGAUUUGAUACAACUAAGAAUCGGUCAUGAUUUCUCCAUUAACUUAUGGGAUAUGGACCAUCUUUAGUUCCUGGCAAGUAUUGAUGCUCCAGCAAGCCCUCUGAUUCGAUUCAUCAAGGAUGGUUCUCUUCAGCUAAUGAAAAUGGGAUAAAGAUUUUGGAAGAUAAUGACGGUAUCCGCUUCCGGGGCAUCUGAAACUGCAAAGGUACUUGUUACUCAGUUAGUAUAAAAUCUUGAGGUUCCAUUUUUUCUUUACACAAUCAUGACCAGCUGUCCUUUGCUUUAAUAUUAAAUACAAUAUCUCUAGUAUCAGCAAACAAUUGGACUUUACAGAUAGGGUGGCCUCUGUUGUUGGCAUCAGAGGAAUGGUUUGUGAAUUUAACUCCCUAAAUGUGAUUUGGAAAUAAGUUCGUGUUUGUUGUUAUCAGGUUACAUGUCCAUGGAAAAAAUAUAUAUCAUACACACACACUCACAUUUUCCAUUAACUAGUUUUUGGACACGUCUUUCCCGUGGUAAUUACUAAUUAGCAAAUCAAGGUAUAAUUUGUAGUUGUAUAUAGUCAAACUUUUUCACAUUUUGUCUCAAGAACCAGAUUAAAUAUGUGCAUUUAAUAGUUGUUCUAUGUUCACUGUUUCAAAAUCAAUGCCUUUGAUUUGAUUUAUAUGAAAUAUUAGAAACAACCAUAGUUGAAAUAGCAAGGUUGCACCACUGGAAAGGUUUUCAUUACUUUUAUAAAAGUAUAUAUAAUUAAGAGAAAAAAAGUAUAAUAGUGAGUGCUUCUUAAUUUAUUGUCACUUAUAUAAAGAACAAUAUACAAUUUGAUGAAUGUGCAUAUGCACUUUGUUCUUAACUGAUGUCUGGUGCCCGUUUAAAGAUCCGACUAAUUCAGAUUUGCUCAUGAAAGUUUCACUAUGAUAGUAAUCAUUGACAGUUCUCUAUUCCCAAAGUUCAAAUUCAGAAUUUUGUGAAGGGUGGAGGGGUACUGCCGACCCACCACAACAUUUGAUGGUAAUACUAACAGGAAGUAACACAGAAGAAAAUGAAAACAACUUUUUUAAUGGCAUUCCUUUGUUGUUUAUUCUGGAAAAUUCUUAUAUUAAAAGCUAAUUCUCUUUCCUCCAUUGUCUAAAUACCUAUUGUGAGAUAAGACAAAUUUAGAUGAAAGUAAACUUUUCAAAGGUAAUGCUUAUAUAUAAAAAAUAUUUCUAUUUUAAUUAGAAGAAAUUAUUUUUCAUGUUAUUCUACACAUUUCUUAGAUUAAUCUCACCAAAUAUUUUCCUUGUAGGCUGUAGUGAUAGUAGGGCAGGUGGAAAGCAAGGUAUGGGUGGUGUAUUUAUCUUCCACUUUUUUCCUGUCUAUAUUUUUCCAAAUGAUAAAAAUGAAAGAGAUGGAAGCUUAUGUUUUUGCUUUUGCUGAAGAAGCUAGGGAGAGGGAACAAUAAUGGUAAAUUUGUAGGGAUAAGUCACGUGCAUGACAUAUUUUCUGUUUGAAGCUGUUAGUUUUGACAGAAAACUAAGAGGGAUGUAACUUGUAACUUCUAGGAUAGUAAAAGGAUGUUGUUUGUUCAAUGUCAUAAUAUGAGGAUGUAGUUCAAGUUUGAUUAUAAUUGAGAGAUGUUUUUGGCCAUUUACUCUAAAUUGGUAUGUAAUGACUUCCUUGAACGGAUGAAACCAUUCUUUUUUAUAUUCACUACAAUUUCAGUUUUGGAGGUAAAAAUAGGCAUGUAAGAUUAAUGGUAUAAUUAUAACUUAUCUAAGCACAUAUUACAUUUUUUGACAAAGUAAAUCAAAAGUUUAAGUUGUACUUCUCUGUGUGAUUCUUACGAUGUAUAUUUACAUAUUUACAAAACAAGGUAAUUGUAAUAAUGCUUGGACGAAGGGUAAAACUGUCAUUCAACUUUUGAUGGCUAUUUUGGUCUUUUUCCUUUUACCUUUUAAGGGAAUCAUUCCUCGUCAUUGACGCCUCGCCGUUCUUCAACAACUUUAGGGUUCCAAAUUGAACUUCAAAUCAGUUGAAUUAACUCCAAACAAUGGCUUCGCAUAAUGAAGAUGCAGGAAAUGUAAUACCCCAGCUUAAUGAAGAGCCUAAUGAUGAAUCUAAGAUGUGGAGGCUCACUAAAAUUAGAGACUCAUUGCAAUGCCAGUCCCUGAAGCUUCCUGAAAAUCUUGGAGUGACUAAGAUAUCAAGUUUAAUAUAUACGAGCUCUGGUAAUUGUAUCUUAGCAUUAGCCUCAAAUGCUAUUCACCUGCUUUGGAAGUGGCAAGGAAAUGAGCGCAAUUCUAGGGGCAAGGCAACAGCCAGUGUUUCACCACAACUGUGUCAACCUUCAAGUGGCAUCUUAAUGACAAAUGAUGUGCACGAACCAAACCAUGUGGAAGCUGUCUCUUGCUUUGCUUUGUCCAAGAACGAUGGGUAUGUGAUAUCAACAUCUGGUGGAAGGAUGUCCUUGUUCAACCUGGUGGCAUUAAAGAGAUUGACAACUUUCAUGCCUCCACCUCCAGCAGCAACUUAUAUUGUUUUCCUUCCUCAAGAUAACAACAUUAUCGCUAUUGGCAUGGAUGAUUCUACCAUCCAGAUAUAUCAUGUCCGACUGGGUGAGGUUAAAAGCACGCUUAAAGGCCACUCUAAAAGGAUAACUGGCCUCGCCUUCUCUCGUAUGCUCAAUGUGCUAGUUUCCUCGGGAGCUGAUUCUCAGCUGUGUGUAUGGAGCACUGUUGGGUGGGAAAUGCAGAGGGCUAAAUUUUUGCAGCUACGGGGGCAAUCAAUAUCUCAAUCAGAUACCAGAGUCCAGUUUCAUCAGGAUCAAACUCAUUUCCUUGUUGUGCAUGAGGCACAGAUUGCAGUAUAUGAAACAGCAAAGUUGGAAUGUUUAAAGCAGUGGGUUCCGCGUGAAAGUGAUGCCCCAAUUUCUCAUGCCACAUACUCAUGUGAUAGCCAGCUUAUAUAUGCUAGUUUCUUGGAUGCAACUGUGUGCAUCUUCACUGCUGGGAACCUCCAUAUGCAGUGCUGCAUUUAUCCUUCUGCUUAUCUGUCACCCGGUAUCAGCAAUUUAAAUAUCCACCCAGUUGUAGUUGCAGCACAUCCAGAAGAUCCAAACCAAUUUGCAUUAGGUAUGUCAGAUGGUGGUGUUCAUGUUUUUGAACCUCUUGAAUCUGAAGGCAAAUGGGGUGUCCCUCCACCAGUUGAAAAUGGCUUUGCAAAAGGUGGGCCAGCUUCUCCAGCUAUUGGAGCUUCAGGCUCCGAUUAAGCACCAACAUACAAAGAAACCUCUAAGCAAACAGUCUUCUGUCUUGUUUUUUUUUUUUUGGAUCUUACCCAAAUUUCAGUUCAGACUGGUCAAACAUGAGCGGAUUAUGUAACGCCCAAAAAAUUUGUGUUCUUUGACUUGGUUUUUACGACAAUGUUAUGCUUUUGUGUGUGACUGUGUGGUAAUCCAUUUGCUACAGAAAAUAAUUUAGCUCAGUACUCUUCAACAAUUUCUCCUUUCAGCUAUCUAGUUCUUGAGUUGUAUU
Solanum lycopersicum (tomato) is the source of this 3767-nucleotide messenger RNA. Its product is annotated as protein TOPLESS. NCBI's taxonomy places the organism in Eukaryota, Viridiplantae, Streptophyta, Magnoliopsida, Solanales, Solanaceae. The record is from RefSeq and is a predicted model, not a curated record. Gene Ontology annotation, biological process: regulation of DNA-templated transcription. Gene Ontology annotation, molecular function: protein binding.